AAUUAAAUAAUUUAAAACAAAUUGAAAAAGAAAUCAUUGAAUAUAUUUCAGACAUGAAAAAAAAAGAUAGUGGCGAAUAUAAAGCAAAUUCUAUUAAACAAGCAGUAGAUACUAUAAGCCGAUUUUUUCUUUAUAAUUCACCAAUUCAGGUUAAUUUACAUGAUCAGUAUUUAUUUCCAGAUUUGUAUACUGUUUUACAUGGAAAAAUGCGAGAUCUUCAAGAACAUGGAUUCGGUGAAACAAGGGGAUCAAUUGCAUUAAAUUCACAACAAAUUCAAGAAAUUUUACAGCAUCCAAAAAUUGAUCGUAGCAAUCCAGUAAACCUAUUAUAUCAUAUUUUUAUAUAUUUAUCAAUUAUUCUUGCAAUGCGUAGUGGUGAACACUAUCAACUUAAAGUUAAUCAGUUUAAAAUUGAUAGGCAAGAUGGUUUACAGUUUUUUCAUUACACUUCAAAAAAUAAUCAACGUGGACUCAAAAAAGGUCAAGCACAAGUUAUUUUAAUUCUUGUAGAUGCU
Molecule: messenger RNA, 515 nt
Organism: Racocetra persica
Lineage: Eukaryota; Fungi; Glomeromycota; Glomeromycetes; Diversisporales; Gigasporaceae
Source: the annotation of a GenBank genome assembly